This is a messenger RNA of Erpetoichthys calabaricus (reedfish), 2268 nucleotides long. RefSeq lists its product as uncharacterized. Gene Ontology annotation, molecular function: RNA binding. The coding region runs from base 564 to 1658 and encodes 364 amino acids. Gene Ontology annotation, cellular component: cytoplasmic stress granule; nucleoplasm. The transcript has 4 exons. The record is from RefSeq and is a predicted model, not a curated record. NCBI's taxonomy places the organism in Eukaryota, Metazoa, Chordata, Cladistia, Polypteriformes, Polypteridae.
AUCUGCCAAAAGGGGCCUCGGAGCGGGUUCGUUAUUAUUUAUUGCGAACAGAGAAAAAAAGAACGGAAUUUUGGGGGGGUCUACUGCAUUUAAAAGCACCCCAGCAGAAGAGCCACAAGGCUUAGCGGCUUGACGGAGCGAUCAAUGUGCGGACAACUUUACACGGGAAAUCCGAGAAACGGGCCGACCGGCCACUUUUUAGCUGCUGUUAUUUGUAUGUAAUUCGUCGUAAUUUAUUUCGUUACAGUUUCCAAAAUCUUUUAAAACCUCAAGUGCGUGUCUUUAUCUUUGACAGUUCGGUUGGGCUAGUGCACGUUUUGACGUAACCUUGUAAGUCACUCGAAACCCUAAAAAACAAAAAAAAAAGUUUUCUUAAAAAUUUCUGUAUUAAGCCAUUUUAAUAUUUGACGUCACACGGCAAAUUAAAAGAGGCGUUUUUCCCUUAACGUCGCCGUGUUAAGAUAUUUUAAUCGCUGCUGGGUGGUCGAUCUCGUCCGUCACCUCCUUCUAAAUUAGGAACUUGCUGCCCCUCCACACACAGACACACUAAAACUCGGCCGAUCAUGGACGAAAACCGCAACCCUGAGGAGUACCUGCUGGAUUUCGGAAACAAGGAGCAGUGGGACCUGCACACGGAGCUGAAGAACCUGCAGAAUCGCAUCCGCCACAAGUCAGGUACCUGGGAUUCCAGUAACUAUGAUGUUGUACCAGAAAUAGAGUCCCUGUCACGCCAGGAGCAGUCUGAGCCCAGCCCACUAAGUUCAUCCACUGGUCACAACAUUCGAAACAGACGCCUGGCGACUGCAGGAAACAGCGGAGGAGGAGGUGGGGCCGCAUUAUUAGGGGUCGGGGGUCGGAGCUCUGGGACCCCUGUCCCCUAUAAUAGCCACUAUCACCACCACCACCAUCACCACCACCAUCAGCCACAGCAGGAUGGCCGCCGCUCCCCCCGGAUUUGGAAUGAGUACCGGAAGGACAGAGACCGUAGGUGGAGUAGCGGAAAAAUGUGGGAGAACAGCCAGCGGCGCUCCUGGAACCACUCACAUGGAGGCGGUGGCGAGGCCACAGGGGAGAAGGCCGCUGCCCUGGGCACACAAACCAAACCAGAGAAAAUCAAAGUGGACGAUGUCUCUGCCUGGACCCUGUUCAAACCCCCGCCCGCUUUCCCUGUGGAUAACAGCAGCGCAAAGAUUGUCCCCAAAAUCAGCUAUGCCUCUAAAGUCAAGGGCAACCUGCAGCAUCGGCAGGUGGGGUCUGGCUCUAUGGGGGGUGAGGAGCCCCAGAGUCUGGGGGCCAUUUUUCAGAACGAGUGGGGACUUUCAUUUAUUAAUGAGCCAAGUGGCUCGGAAAACACGGACCCAGCUGAGGGGUUGAACAGCAAGACAGACAGUGACCCCGUCACACAACCCGCACCUCACUUUGGAAACGGGGUGACACCUGAGCCCCCUGCCAUAAUGGACACAGAUAGGUUGGCUCGCCUACCCACCCCAUCCCAGGAGCCCGAAGAACCCUGCGCAGAGCAGCCCCCAGAGAUGCAUUACAGUCUGAUGGAGGCGCUGCGCUACCACGCCCAAGCCUGGGAGCAGACCUGCAUGAGGCACAAGCAAGAUCCCAAACUGGUCGUUUGGUACGAGGAAUCGCUGGAACAGCCGGCCUAGCAGACAUCAUAAGAGCACGAAACCCUUCCCACGAAGAAGAGUCCACAUAAAGACCCCUGUUGUCCCCACCCACCCCUUUUUUUUCUUUUUCAUCCACAGUUUAAGAUACUACCACGUUGUGUUUUGUUUUUUUUUGGUUGUCCAAGGACUCAGUGGUGCCCUUGCACUCGGGUCCUGCCCACCUGCCCAUGACCUGCACACUGCAGCUUUUGCUCCGUUUUUCUUAAUGUGGGUGCAGAUGGGGGGGGGGAUUGGCUAGCACCUGCCCCCCCUUUCAUCGGAGGAGAGCAGCGGGGCCCCCAUCUGUGGUGUCACAGGUUGUGAGUGCGUCAUCUCGGCUACUACAGAGUUAAAGGAACGAACGAACGGGGUCGUAAUUUAAACAAAUGUAUGCAGCAAAAAACUUGUCUAAUUUAAGUAGUUUUUUGUUAGGUUUUUUUUUUUUUUUUUUUUCUAAUAGGGAAUGAAAGUUUUAAAACAAAGAAAAAAAAAAUUAUUCCAGGGCUAAAUUCCUUUCUAAUUUUAUUUGUAAUCAUUACGUGCAUUCAUCCGCUCGGCACCCUUUUGGUUUGGUUUGGCCCCAGAAUAAAGAAUUCUAUAUUCUAAUUCA